AUGCCUUCUCGCGCUGAGGAAAUGAGCAAACUCAUGCACGUUGUUGCAACAGCCCUUUAUGGGCGCAAUGGUGGUGGCCCACCAGACGACGACAAGAAAGGUGGCCCUAGUUUGUUUCUUGCUUUUUCCCUCUGCCUCAUCUUUCCUAAAACACGUGCAAGGGGGGCGAAGCUCUUCCUCGGAGAGCUUCGGGCGGCAUUCGCCCGUGCUGGCCUCCCUCCAGUUACUUCGACUAAUCUUGUUGAUCCUCGUCCUUCUUCUGGUCCUGCCACUACCUUCUCUUCUAGCCCUGCUAUUAUCUCUUCUAGUCCUGCUACUACCGAUAAUGUGGUAAUGGAUAAUGGAUCUCAGGUAGUCACUUUACAAGAAGAGUCUAGUUUGGUGAUCCGAAGCAAGGGACAAUAA
Molecule: messenger RNA, 405 nt
Organism: Trichoderma gamsii
Lineage: Eukaryota; Fungi; Ascomycota; Sordariomycetes; Hypocreales; Hypocreaceae
Exons: 2
Coding region: 1-405 (134 amino acids)
Source: RefSeq, a predicted model, not a curated record